AUGAAUACGAACUCUACAACUGCUCUACAAUACUCAGUUGAUCGGAAAAUGGAAGAUUCCAUGGAUUCUACCAAGCUUCGAGAUGAAUUUCUCCAAGUUCUUCGCAGUCGCAGCCGUCGAACGGCAGAAGUUCCUCUUUCUGUUGAACCUGCUCAACCUGUGCGAGAUCCACUGAAUCAGGAAACUCCAAAGCCAACCUUCAGCAAGGCCAUGGAGUCUACUCCAAAGAAAGAUAUUCCGAAUUUUAAGGAACUUAUUCAGGAGGAGAAUUUGUACCUGAUUACUGAGGAUGGGGAUCAAGGACAUCUCCCAGUUUUGAUAUUGAGUAUGAAAGAAAGCAGUGAAAAAAGAAGACCAGCAAUUGUCUUUCUACAUAGCACAAAUAAAUGCAAGGAGUGGCUGCGGCCGUUGCUUGAGGCAUAUGCGUCAAGGGAUUACAUGGCGAUAGCCAUUGAUUCUCGAUAUCAUGGAGAGCGUGCCAGCAGCCUGACAACCUAUAGAGAUGCUCUGGUGUCAUCAUGGAAGAAAGGCAAUACGAUGCCAUUCGUAUUUGAUACGGUGUGGGACUUGAUAAAAUUGGCGGAUUAUCUUACUCAAAGGGAGGAUGUAGACCCGUCUAGGAUAGGAAUUACUGGCGAAUCACUUGGAGGAAUGCAUGCAUGGUUCGCUGCUGCUGCUGAUACUCGCUAUGCAGUAGUUGUCCCUAUAAUUGGUGUUCAGGGAUUUCGAUGGGCAGUUGAACAUGACAAGUGGCAAGCUCGAGUUGACAGUAUCAAGGCUGUAUUUGAAGAAGCACGGAUUGAUUUAGGCAAGAGCACCAUCGAUAAAGAAGUAGUGGAGAAGGUCUGGGACAGAAUAGCUCCUGGUUUGGCCUCUCGGUUUGAUUCGCCUUACACAAUUCCAGCCAUUGCUCCUCGUCCUCUCCUGAUUUUAAAUGGCAAAGAAGAUCCUCGUUGUCCAAUUGAUGGCUUGGAACUCUCAGAAUCAAGAACCAGGAAAGCUUACGAAGAUCCCGAUUAUCUUAACAAUUUCGAGGUGGUAGCAGAACCAGGAAUUGGACAUCAGAUGACACCUUUGAUGGUCAAAAGAGCCAGUGAUUGGUUCGAUAAGUUCCUUAAACUGUUUAAAUUUAGAAGUGUCUAUAAAAAGCAAGUCCUCUGGUUCCGAGGGCCUGAACAUUUUGUUGUUGGCCACAGCCAUAGGCUGUGA
Messenger RNA from Fraxinus pennsylvanica, 1209 nucleotides. Lineage: Eukaryota; Viridiplantae; Streptophyta; Magnoliopsida; Lamiales; Oleaceae. The record is from the annotation of a GenBank genome assembly.